AUGCAGUUUUGUGUGAAAAGCCUUUUNGACUACUCAUCAAGCGAAGAAGACGAAAGAGCUCAGAGAAGGAAACGUUACGUCUGUGAGAUUGACCUUCCUUUCGCUCAAGCCGCUGCUACUCAAGCUGAAUCUCAAAGCUCGUUUUGUCAGGAGAGUACUAAUAAUAAUAAUGGUGUAACCAGAACCAAAACCAAAACCUCAGCUUGUAGCAAAAAGGUUUUAAGCAGCAAACCCACUAGUGUCUCGAAGCCUGUUGGUGUUAGGCAGAGGAAAUGGGGUAAAUGGGCUGCUGAGAUUAGACAUCCAAUCACCAAAACAAGAACUUGGUUGGGUACUUACGAGACGCUUGAACAAGCAGCCAGUGCUUAUGCUGCUAAGAAGCUAGAGUUUGAUGCUUUGGCUGCAGCCACUUCUGCUGCUUCCUCUAAUAAUGUGUCUGAGAAUGCUCUGUCGGAUUCGAAUAUGUCUGGUUCUCUGAUCUCAGCCACAGGGUCUAAUGUUGAAGCUGUGUCAAGCAAUAAUCUUGACAAGAAGCUACUUGAUUCGACCAUUGAUCCAGAAGCUGGUGAAUCGAAGAAAGCGAGUUUUGGUUUUGAUUUCGCGGAUCUGCAGAUUCCUGAAAUGGGUUGCUUCAUUGAUGAGUCAUUGAUCCCUAAUGCGUGUGAGCUUGAUUUUCUCUUGACAGAAGAGAACAACCAACUGUUAGAUGAUUACUGCGGGAUAGAUGAUCUGGACAUCAUUGGUCUUGAGUGUGAUGGUCCAAGCGAGCUUCCAGACUAUGAUUUCUCAGACGUGGAGAUCGAUCUUGGUCUUAUAGGAAACACCAUUGACAAGUUUGUCUUCGUUGAUCACAUUGCAACAACUACUACCACCCCUCUUAAUAUCGCGUGCCCAUAAGUUUUGCAGCUAGGUGUUACUAUUAGCUAUAGGGGCAAAGUAAAAAAAGCUCUUUGUUACUCGGUUUUGUCGUUAAGUUAUUACAGUAUAGCAGAGGCUGUUGAUCUCAGGGGAAGCAAAAAACCCCUUACAGAUAGAAACAGAUGCAGUUUUGUGUGUUUUGGUGUUACUAAAGAAAGUUUUGUUGACAUAUAGGUUUUUUUGAUGUUGUGGAUAAGAUAGAGAGUGGUGAGAACGAAAUUGUAAUCUCAGGUGAAAAGCCUUUUAGAUGUAAUCUAUUUCGUAAGCUCUCUCGAUCUUUGUAAGUUUUGCCUAUUGAGAGUUAUUGAUACAUAUAUAUAUGUGAAAAACUACUUUGUUGUUUA
Molecule: messenger RNA, 1262 nt
Organism: Camelina sativa (false flax)
Lineage: Eukaryota; Viridiplantae; Streptophyta; Magnoliopsida; Brassicales; Brassicaceae
Source: RefSeq, a predicted model, not a curated record